AUGUGUGGCCACCAUCUAAUCCUCCAACGAAAAGCUGCUUCUGUGCUCAUGCUCAUCCGAUAAUAUUAUGCGAUUACCACUUCUUUUGACCUGCUUUUUGCCGCUUCUUUGUUUUUCUCAACAACUUCAGUGUUAUCAUUGUAUCAAUCGGUUGACGACAGCUGAUAUUACAAAAGAUGAACGAAAUGCGUUGAAGACAGCUCUUUUUGCAAGGUUCAACAUUCCCCCAUCUAGUGAAUAUUGUGCCGAUGGGGGUAAUGAUGUUCUGUUCCGAACAGUUCAGAAAGAAGUUUGCCCCGUAAUAAAUGACACGUGUAUUCGAAUCGUAUCCGAAGGCGAUGAAAACAAGAAGCUCGUGCUCCGUGGAUGUCAAUCAACACUUGUAAAAUCUGGUUUCGACCUAGUCACCAAUUAUUCUUGUCGUCAUAAUUCGGAUACUACCACCUCUUCCGAAUGCGUAACCACCUGCCAACAACCACUUUGUAACAUUUCUCACGGAUUGGAGCUAAUCCCAUUGCUAAUUAUCCUAAGCUUCCUGGUUUUCUAGGUCUUUCAAUUGAAUACCGCAUUUUCGUACUAGAGUUUAUGUAUAAAUAUUUAUGAACAAUGUAUUUAUUCCUAGUAUUAAAAAAAUUAGAGAACUUGGAAAAGAAAGCAA
Messenger RNA from Caenorhabditis elegans, 658 nucleotides. RefSeq names its product Protein sleepless (gene C27A2.8). Lineage: Eukaryota; Metazoa; Nematoda; Chromadorea; Rhabditida; Rhabditidae. The record is from RefSeq and is marked reviewed. The transcript has 2 exons. Gene Ontology annotation, biological process: sleep; regulation of synaptic transmission, cholinergic. The coding region runs from base 68 to 547 and encodes 159 amino acids.